This is a messenger RNA of Closterium sp. NIES-67, 2229 nucleotides long. Lineage: Eukaryota; Viridiplantae; Streptophyta; Zygnematophyceae; Desmidiales; Closteriaceae. The record is from the annotation of a GenBank genome assembly.
CCGAGCUCCCGAUUGUUGCUCCUUAUGCGUCCCGCUCUUGCUCAUCCGUUACCGUAGGGGAGUCACGUCGAUAGCUCAGAGUCGCGGCGUGACCUACCCUAGAUUCCGGCGUCGAGCUUCGACGCCGGCUGAGCCAGGGUGUCUCACGACGAGCCAGCGUGUCUCACGGCGCUGAAUCAGCGUUGUGGUAGCGAUGGCGGGAUAUGAGCCUCCGCCGUUUAGAGACGGUAGCAGCGGGCGAUCAGGCAGCACGGAUCUGCACACCGAUCUGUACGCGUUAUUGCACGUCUCGCGGGACGCGUCUGACGAUGAGCUGAAACGCGCGUAUCGCCAGCUCGCUUCGGUGUACCACCCUGACAAGUACCCCUUUCCGCAGAUGCAAGAUGUCGCCAAGGAUCACUUUCAGCGGAUCCGAUCCGCCUACGAGGUUUUGUCCGACCCGGCCAAGAGGCAGGUGUAUGACCUGUACGGCAUAGAGGGCGUGGUGUCGGGCAUGGAGCUAGGCCCACACCUGCGCACGAGGCAGGAGAUACGGGAGGAGUGGGAGCGGGCGCAGAGGAGGAGGGAGGAGCUGAAAGCGGCGAUGCGCACCCAGCACUCGUCCUCCAUGCUGCUGUCUGUCACUGCUGCUGAUGCCCUGGCGUCAGGAUUUCAACGCUUCCCCAGAAUCACAGGUAUGCACAUGUCAACCCAAGUCCAAGCGGCGCUAUCCGACAAGGACACGUUAGUCCUGGGCGGCUCCAUGCUCAUGAGGCGCGUGGCGGGGGGCGGCUCCAUGGUGGCGGUGUUUCGCAGACAGAUGGAUGCAUACCAGACGGCCGAGCUGGUGGCAGUUGUUGGGAUUCGAACCCAGCUCACUCUGUCUACUGCACGUGUCGCCGUCCGUGAAGCGACGGCAGGGGUGACGUGGCAUGCUGAUGAUGGCUCGCUGUCAUUGGCCAAUUCGUGGACGUCCCAGAUCACAGAAUCCACUGCAGCAUCUAUCAACAUUGGGUUGGGAGCCGAUGGAGGUGCAGGAGUGGGGUGGCACACACAAAAGGACAAGAAUAAUUUCAAUGCAGAGCUUAAAGUGGGAGCAGGUUUGUCCUCAGGGGGCUCACAGCGACUUCGUCAGAAGGUUCCAGAACAUUCAUCAGGGAGAAUACACGGCAGGCUGGGAACCACAGGAGCAGACGUGGAGGUGGGUGGCAGCAGGAAGAUAUCGGACAACAGCUCUUUGGGGUUCUUUGUCACCAUGGGGCUCCAGGGCACACUAUGGAAGGUUCGCUACUCUCGAGGCGGCCAGAAGGUCACUGUGCCUGUAAAUUCUCCUCUCCCCACUCUACGACCAGCCAUCAGCGUUCCGGCCAUUCUCAUUCCCUCGGUCACAUACGCUGUCCUUAAGCAUUGGGUGUUCAGCCGGUGGAAACAGAUCCGGGAGGCUCGGCAGGACCGGGAGGUUCGGCAGAAGUCAGCUAAGCAGGUCUGGGAGUCCAUGGCUGAGGCUCGGCAGCUCCAGGACAUGAUGACCCCGGUGGUAACCAGACGGGUAACCGCGUUACAGCAGCGGCAAAACGGCAACGCUCUGAUGAUCAUAUCGGCGAAAUACGGACGCCUGGGAGGAGCUGGGGGGGAAGGAGAGAGGGAGAGUCGAAACGAGAGCACGAAUAGUGGCAAUGGCAGUGGCAGUGGGGUAGUGGUAGUGGUAGUGGUGGUGGUAGUGGUGGGAGGGAAGGGGAAGGGAGAAGAGCUGCAUCUGGAAUUGGCUCGAUGUUUGAGAGAAUAGGCGGGCUGCUCAGGAGAGGUUUGGGAGGAAUCGGAGGGGGAGGAGGAGGAGGAGAGGAGGGACAACACACUACAGGUGCGUGCGAGGUGCUUGCGCUGCUCCUCUGUGCGUGAGUAUGGGAUGAAGAUGAGUGGGAGCGGAGAGCGUGGUGCUGCGUACCUCCUGCAGUGUGGGAUGUGCGCAUUCCACUGCAAUUCCUUGUCGAUGAUGCAAGCAACACGCUGCAGGUGAGUGUCUGAGUGUGUAUGUGUGUAUGGGUGAUGAGUUAGUGUGCGCAUGUACGUGCAUAUCUGCAUGUAUGCAUCUUCGCAUUCUUCUCUUUCUCCUCCCCUGCUACCCAAGCCACGCCCAAUGGACUGCUCGGGGCCCCAGCGCCCAAUGGACUGCUCGGGAUCCCAGCGCCCGAUGGACUGCACGGGAUCCCAGUGCCCGAUGGACUGCUCGGGAUCCCAGCGCCCUAUGGA